Messenger RNA from Bathycoccus prasinos, 2721 nucleotides. RefSeq lists its product with no specific name. The record is from RefSeq and is a predicted model, not a curated record. Gene Ontology annotation, molecular function: alpha-(1->3)-fucosyltransferase activity. NCBI's taxonomy places the organism in Eukaryota, Viridiplantae, Chlorophyta, Mamiellophyceae, Mamiellales, Bathycoccaceae. Gene Ontology annotation, cellular component: membrane. The coding region runs from base 1 to 2721 and encodes 906 amino acids. The transcript has a single exon.
AUGAAGGCGUUUUCAGCACCAAGAGGCGAGAGAGAUCCCCUUUUAACCACACUCGUAAACGCAUCGGGGUCGAGUACCAUUCGCGAGGAGAAAUCCGCCCUCGAAAGUUUCCGAAAGAAACGCGAGUCCUCCGUACGAAACAAAGAGAAGUUUACCAAAAAGGAAGAAGAAGACCAAGAAGUUCAAAGACCGAAUAAUAAUAAUAAUAAAACGAUUCACGAUGUUUUCGCGCACUCCGCGGUGUUCGUGUUAGUCUUAUUCUCCGCGUUUUUUGCCUUUGUGUGCGUGGGAUUUGUCCACCGAAGCCACUACAUUCGAGCGAAGGAAAACGCGCUCGUUCGAGCGAUGAACGCGGACAUGCUGGAGGAAACGUUGAUGAAAAAUACGAACGAACUCGUACCUUUGAGUGUCUUUUUGAAAACGUCUGGUUCUGGUUCUGAUUCUUUGGAGGAGGAGGAGGAUGAAAAUGGAGAUGAAGAUGGUCGGCGUAAAGACGCUUUAUUCGCUGCGGAGAAAUCUGGAAAGAGGAGGAGAAAAGAGGAGAAAGUGGAGACGACGAAAUACAGCAACGGGAAGUCGUUCGCGCGAACGAUUUUGACGAAAGAGGAAGUGAAACCGUUCGAGAAGUGGUUGGCGAAAGACGGGGAGAUUGAGUUGGAUAAGUUAGUGGAAGCGCUCAGGGCGGAUAAAGAGACGCUGUACGAGAAAAAUCAAGAAGAAGAAGGGACGUUAGGGAGACGAGAAAAAGAAGACGACGAAGACAGUAGCAGUAGUAGUAGUACGAGAAGUAGGAACAACAACAAGAAUAGUAAUAAUAAUAAGUGGAAACACUCGAGCGCGACGUUUGCGGCGUCGAUAAAUGGCGGCGGCGGCGACGAUCUCGUCGAUGAUAGCACGGUGCCAAACUCGAAACAUAAAUUUUCCUUGUGUUUAGACGAUAUGGAAAAUUGGGACGUGCGAUUAGGCGCCGGCGCGUGGAUGGACGCGUUGAUUCAAACCAAACCGGAAGGGAAGAAUAGCGCCGGGGAGUGUUUCACGAACGUUGUGUACGAUUCCGGUCCCGAGUGCGCCAAAGCGGACGUCAGAGUGUUUCAAUCCGGAUCGGUUUUGUUAAAAGGCGCGUACGUGAGCAGAGAGAAUCCAGCGCCUCCUCAAGAAGGCACGACGAUUGGCGCUAAACUCAUGGCAAAACUCGGUUUUUUCGAUAACGAUAUCCUUGGGCCGGAUAUCAAUCAAGAUAUCAUGAUCGAUAGUUCUCUCGAGAACGAAAAUCGAACGGCGCAAGAUCCGAUCGAGUUCACCGAAGAGGCUAUUUACGAAGAUCAAAUGGCGUUUUGGGAGAGCAAAUCAAACCGAAGAAUGUUGCUCAAUAAUAAAAAGAGUAAGAAGAAAAAGAGUUUAGGCGAGAAAGAAGAAGUAGUGUUGCACCAACGAGGAGAAAAACAAGAAGAAAAACAACAACAACAACAAUCUCAACAACAACAACAAGCGGCGUUGUGGCGACUUCCGGCGAAGCAAAAUCCGGAUCAAGUGUACGUGUACGCCUCGUUGGAAACACCCGGCGCGUUCGGAAAGGAUUUAAUGAACGAAGGAUUACUCUCUCAAGUGGAUUACAUCGCGCACGGGAACGAGAAAGCCUCCUCUUUAUGGCUUCCACAAAUGAUAUCGACCAAAGGUUUGAUGGCUUCCUACGAAGCGUUUAGUCGCUCGAAGCAAUCGCGCAUCCCCGGCAUCGCUUGGUUGGGAAAGAACUGCCCGGACAACGCGCCAAAAAUGAAGGUUUUGAAAGAAGUGUCCAAGCAUUUCCCGGUGUUUUCCAUCGGCGAGUGUCGGAGAAACACGAACGAACCGCUGGGUUUACCGGAACACAAAGUCAUGGGAUCCGGCGGCAUCGAUUUCUUCACCAAGACGCAGUUAGCGUUGUCCGAUUAUUUAUUUUAUUACGUCGGCGAGGAUGCGGAUUGCCCGGGUGCAAUUCACGCGGACUUAUGGAUGGCGUUGGCGAGAGGGUCUAUUCCGGUGUAUUUUGGCACGGCGAACGUGUACGAGUACCUCCCGUGUCCAGAAGGUGACUGCAUCGUCGACGUGAAAAAGUUCGAUUCGAGCGCGCACUUGGCGAAAGAGUUGAGAAAGAUUUCCAGCUCGCAAAAGUUGUACAAAAAAGCAACCGAAUGGCGACGACAAUCUCCGGACAAUUGGCAGUUAGGAUUCAGGAGAGGCAUCGCCAGAGCGUCGCAGGAUUUCAGGAAAACCUUGUGCGAUUCCGUGUUAAAGAAAGGCGGCGACCAAGCCGAUUUAACGAAAGAGGAAGUCAUAAAAAGAACCAUCACGAGCGUCCCGUGGUCGAACGCCGCAUCGGUGAAAAGUACUACCACGAACAAUGACGACGAGAACAACGCGUCCUCUUCUUCUUCAUCAUCAUCCACUACUACCACUACAACCGCAACCGCGUACCUCGAAGGCGCUUUACGCGCGGAAAAAGCCGCGGAAAUCGGCGACCAACGCGCUUCCUCCGUCGCGUGCGCGAAACAAACCGAAGUCAUCGCGUUAGGCCAAAGAGUCGGCGAUAUGCUUGGUUUCGAGAGCGAAAUAGAUGGAUUUACCGACCCGAGCGAUUUCAUCAACGUGGAAAUCAAAUCCAAGCAGCAGUUGGAAAAAGAACGCAAAGAACAAGAGGCCUUCGACGAGGCUGAGGAAAUCGACGAUUCAGGAGACGACUAA